Molecule: messenger RNA, 3764 nt
Organism: Pezoporus occidentalis (night parrot)
Lineage: Eukaryota; Metazoa; Chordata; Aves; Psittaciformes; Psittacidae
Product: serine palmitoyltransferase small subunit B-like
Exons: 4
Coding region: 2761-3003 (80 amino acids)
Biological process (GO): ceramide biosynthetic process; endoplasmic reticulum organization
Cellular component (GO): serine palmitoyltransferase complex
Molecular function (GO): serine C-palmitoyltransferase activity
Source: RefSeq, a predicted model, not a curated record
CACAGUACUUCUGCUUCGGGAGCUAAUUGUCUAAAUUCUGUAUAAACCAGAAGUGGUGGCUUUUCCAUAUGGGGAACCUCACUGAACUUAGAAAAGGGAGGCUGGUGAUUUCCUUUAGCACAGUGGUAAUUUGGAUGUUUCUGGUUGCUGUCUCACUGUGUGACUUUCAUAUGGUUGUGUUUGAAUUUGUUUGUCUGGAAACCAUAGUUGGAAGCAAUAAAAAGAGGUUUUGAAAUUUAAUUGUGUGGGCAACACCAUCAAGAGACCUGAAAACAAGGGACUAGCCCCUCUGGGACAUAAUGCUAUCCAGGAGAUUCUCUUUCCUGCUCUUCAGAGUAAGUUCUAUGUAUUUGCAGUCAUCCUUCACAGUGCCUUACCAAAUGUUGCAGUAUGAUUUUGUCUGGUUUUGUUGGUCUGUUUUGCUUUGUUUUUAUCUUGAAGACUAUUUCUGUUUCUUGCAUAUGCGGGGAAAAGAAUCUUGAAGUGCAUUGGCUAAAACUGCCUUAAAAGCCAGGCAUUUGAGGUGAAUUUUGUAUUCUGCAUGAAGCUAUACACAUAUGAUUACAACUUGUGAAAAGUAUUUGUGAGUUCUUAUUUCCCCUUGGGGUAGAAGCUGGGAAAAGCAGCAGGGGUGGCCGCUCAGAAAGUGAGGAGGAGAGCAUGCCUGGGGGCUUUACAUACCACUGUCUGAGAUCUGCUUACAGCACCACACUAGGAGUGGAUUCUGCCUACCCAAACAUCUUAUUGCUGUGAAACUGCCUGUUCUUCUGCACUACCACAGCGGCACUCGGCUAUCAGGUAAAAACUUUUUGACACUGUUAGGAACUACAGCAAACCCAGCAAGUCUCUUUCUGCAUUGUUUCAACUCAGGGAAUUUGCUAUUGGAAGAACUAGUGGAUAAUUACUAAAAAGAAUGAAAACUUCUUAUGGUUUUGCACCUGAGAAUGGCAGAAGUACUGAUCUGAGUUUUCCUGGCUCUUAUGGAAAUGUUUUUUGAAGAGGAUUCAGAGAGCACAGUGGUGGCAGCCCUGCCUUCAGCUGUACUGGUAAUCAGUGUUCUGCUACUGCAUCUUGAUAAAGGAUUCAGAAGAGGCUGAUCCACCUCACAGGGAGAGUGAGUAAUGUGAAGCAGGGACGUCCAUGAGGAGGAGGUAUUGUGGCUGUCAAAUGUUUCUCCCGUGUAGACAUUUUUUUCACCAACAUCUUAAUGGAAAAAAAACACAACAAAACCAACACCCCAAACAACAACCAACCAACCUGAAAAUCAACUUUUCCCAGCCCAUCCCUCCAUACUCCAUGGAAAUAUGGAGUUGGUCGAAAGUAGAAACUCUUGAGAUAAGAAUCCUGCAGCAGUACUCCAAGGCAAUUAUAUUUCACGUUUGAUGAGUCCAUUCUCUAGACCACAAACUAGGUUAUAUCUUCCAUCAUGUAAUAGUUUGUUCAGUUCAUGAUAUACACUCCUCCUCUGGCAAACCCUUGUGGGGCAUGGGGCAUAUUUACUACUGCUGCUAGGGACAGUAGUUUACUAUUUCUAAAUUUUCUAUGAAAAAUGGACAGGUUUUAGACAGAAAAAAUUAUUUUGUUGAAAAACAGAAUAAAGUUUAACAGGGCAGGGAUAAGGUAGGAAGUUACUAAUAGAUAAGCAGUUACUAAUAGAUCAGCAGUUACUAACAGAUCAACUUAGGUUGUGAUUUGUAAGGAAAGGAAGAAGGAAGGUGAGGCUCAGAUGCCUUAGACAUUGCUUAUGGUGUAGUCUCCCAAAAUGAAGCUGAUUCAUAUUUGGAAAUUAUUUGACUGCAGGCAGAUAGUUUAGAACAUAAUAUGUUAUGCAGAUUUCUACCUCGUUUGCUUGUCCAAUUAGAUCAUUAUAAUGCCUCAAGCAUUUGUGGCUUGGUUUUAUUUCAUAGCAUUUUUAAGAAAAAAAAAUCACAGUUUUUUUUUCCUUGCAGAAAUCUUGUCCACGUAUUCUCUCCACCCUGGGGUUUCUGGAUGAGGACAACUGAGGUGUCUAUACAGGGCUGGGAUAUACUGAUACAGAGAAGACUGGGAACUGUUUGAAAGCGGUAUUAAUCAAAGGUUGCAGGAGGUGGUGGCUUCACCAGAGACUUGUCUGUGACAUAUUAAUUGGGCUACAUUUUUGUGGCCACGUAACUUGUAUUUUUGCAUGGAUGUUAAUUGCACCUUGUAGGAACCUUGGCAUCCUGCAUCGUAAAGUCCCAGAGAAACAGAGAUGUUUUUUGAGAUGUGAAAUUAGGGAAUGCACAGACUGUAAACAUGUUUUGCUGAUUGUCCUGAGUAGUGUUUCAGCCUUGUAUGUUCCUCCCAACCUGCAGUUCUUAAACUCUGACUUUGUACAAGUUAUCAAAUUAAUGCUGUCACGAGAGCAUGGUACUGAGCCACAUGAUGGCUGUCCUGGUUGCAUAAUGCAGACAAUUUUGGCCAGAGUUUUAGCAACAGUGAAGAAGGGCGGGGUAUGGAGGAUACACACUGUAAUUGAGGAUCAAAGGUAAUUGUUUCUGCUUCUUAAUCCGUACCUGAGCUGUUCAGCUGCAAAAGGCAGAAGAGUUAGGAAGCAUCUCUCACCUGGACGUUUUGUCAUCAGGGAGAAGUGAAGAGAAGCAUUAUCUAGUUUAUCUCACCUGUCAGGCAGGGAAGAGUUGAAGAAGCUGUAGAAGUUAAAUGAAAAGAUCUUGACACCACCAGAAGUUCUUAAGUUUUCUAUUAAAAAGGAAGGCUUUCAGAAGUGGCACGAAGUUGGAGAUGGAUAUUAAGAACAUGAAGAACUAUCUCUAUUGGCUGUUCUGCCAGUUCGAACUAAUUACCUGCAGCUACCUCAUGGAGCCCUGGGAAAAAGUGCUUUUCUACACUUUCAACAUUACCAUGUUACUUAUGGUGUUAUACACUGCUUACAUCUAUGUCCCCAUCCACAUUAGCACGGCUUUUCAAUUCUGCUUGCACAUACUUGGAAACCAACAUGAAAAUGCUGUUUCUAUCGUGAAGUAACACUAGCAACCUGACCCUGACUUUUGGAUCAAAGAAGUGUUUCUCUUAACACUCAAUUUUUGUUUAGAAACAAGUUCAGGGUGUGCACUGACGCUGCUUUAUUCUGCAGUAGCUCUUAAUGUUCUUCUGUAUUCUAGGACUGUCAGCAAAUUGUUUUGCCAAAACAAUUUCAAUCACUCCUCAUUUUUAUUGUCUGACUGCCUGCUUCUUGAGGAUCUUUCAGUUUUAAAGACUGGCUGGAGUUAUGAAGUUUGGUACAGAAACAACUGUGCUGCAUAUUUUGUUAUUCCAGGGAGAGCUGCUUGGAUAUGGAGAGUUUUCAUCUUGAGAAAUUACAAGGCAUACAUUUGGUCUCGUCUGCUGUAGUUUUGCUGACAGGAAAGAUGUGUACACAAAAGGUGUUGCACAACACUAUAGGACUAUAAGCUGCUUCUGUAAGCUUGGUAUGUAUUUAUUUAUAGAAUGAUUUUAUUAUUUAUUUCUUUUCCUCGUUUAUUUAGGACAAUGGAUUACUUGAAUGUUUCAUGAUCAUUGUGCAAAUAAAGCAGUUGAUCUAUUAAAAAGAUGGGGAUGCACUUUCAUGAAAAUUCAUAAUAAAAUUCUGAUAUUCAUGGAUUUUAUUAAAAAAGAUUGGGUUUGUUUUACUUUGAGAAGACCGGUAAAGCACACAUAUUGUACACAGAACAUGGAACUACGUAUUUGGUUGUGACAGGGACAUUUUGGUUGAAAAACAAUAAAACCCCUACCUAAAACACAAUGUC